GCGUUCAAGUCGUGGUUGGAUACACGUUAGAGGAGUAAAUACAACAUUAUUCUACCAAUUCCAUCAUGGCAGCGACAUUAAUGCGUUCUGUUCUAAAAAGGAGGGUUCCUCUUCAGAUGGGAUGCCAGUGUUACUCCUCUGUGCUUAUUUUCAUGCUUGAGUGUCAAGAAGGAAGAAUGGGAGAGCACACCAUGUUAAACUGCCUCGUACCUGAACCUUGUACUUGACACUGCACAAGUCAGAUCUGACAGUGACUGCAUAGACUUAUGUGUGGAACAACAUUUAAAGCCCAUUACCAAGAUGUUCAUUGAUGGAAAGUUUGUAGAAUCCAAGAGUUCAGAAUGGUUGGACAUUCACAAUCCAGCCACCAACGAGGUCAUUGGCCGAGUACCAAAGGCCACACAGGAGGAGAUGUUGGCCGCUGUGGACUCAUGCUCACGGGUGUACCACACCUGGUCUGAAACUUCCAUCCUGUCUCGCCAGCAGAUCUUCCUCCGCUACCAGCAGCUCAUUAAAGACAAUAUUAAAGAGCUGGCCAAGUUAAUAACUCUGGAGCAGGGUAAAACCCUGGCUGAUGCUGAGGGCGACGUAUUCAGAGGACUGCAGGUUGUAGAGCACACAUGCAGCAUUACAUCCCUUAUGCUGGGCGAGACUCUCCCCUCUAUCACUAAAGACAUGGACACAUAUACAUAUCUCUUGCCCAUUGGCGUGUGUGCCGGUAUCACCCCCUUCAACUUCCCUGCCAUGAUUCCUCUGUGGAUGUUCCCAAUGGGCAUGGUGUGUGGCAAUACCUAUCUGCUGAAACCAUCCGAAAGAGUCCCUGGCUGUGCCAUGAUGCUGGCAAAACUGCUGCAGGACGCCGGUGCUCCAGAUGGAACAUUAAACGUCAUUCACGGACAGCAUGCCGCUGUGAACUUCAUCUGUGACCAUCCUGCCAUAAAAGCAAUCAGUUUCGUAGGCUCCAACCAGGCUGGCGAGUACAUCUAUGAGAGAGGCUCCAAAAACGGCAAGAGAGUGCAAAGCAACAUGGGGGCGAAGAAUCAUGGUGUUGUGAUGCCUGAUGCCAACAAAGAGAACACACUGAACCAGCUGGUUGGUGCUGCUUUUGGAGCAGCAGGUCAGAGAUGUAUGGCACUCUCCACUGCUAUCCUUGUAGGAGAGGCACGAAACUGGCUGCCUGAACUGGUUGAACGUGCAAAGAGUCUCCGUGUCAAUGCAGGUGACCAGCCUGGAGCUGACGUGGGACCUCUCAUCUCCCCGCAGGCAAGAGACCGCGUGAACAGCCUUAUUCAGAGUGGCGUGGAUGAGGGCGCCAAGGUGCUUCUUGACGGCAGGAAUGUGAAGGUCAAGGGUUAUGAAAACGGGAACUUUGUUGGACCGACCAUCAUUAGUGAUGUCACGCCAGAAAUGAAGUGCUAUCAGGAGGAGAUCUUUGGACCUGUUUUGGUGGUCCUGGAGGCUGACAGCUUGGAUGAUGCCAUCAAAAUAGUCAACAAUAACCUAUACGGCAACGGAACUGCCAUCUUUACCACCAGUGGUGCCGCAGCACGUAAAUACUCGCAUGAAGUUGAUGUCGGUCAGAUUGGAGUUAAUGUACCAAUCCCUGUCCCCCUGCCCAUGUUUUCAUUCACUGGUUCCAGAGGCUCAUUUAGGGGCGACACCAAUUUCUAUGGAAAGCAAGGCAUCCAGUUCUACACACAGAUAAAAACUGUCACUUCACAGUGGAAGGCAGAAGAUGCUACAUUGAAAUCUCCUGCUGUUACCAUGCCAACAAUGGGACGUUAAGUGUGAAUAACCUGUAUAAAUUCUGUCCUGAUCUCCAACUCUUCAAAACUACAGGUUUUAACUACUGUACAGUUGGGAAUUUUCAAAUGAAACUGACCUUUUCACAACUAAGCUGUUAUAUGUAGUGAAAUAAUUCUAUAAAUGUGAAUUUUAGUUAAUGAAAGUAUUGUUUCAGAUUAUUGUCUGUCUGAAACUUUUUGCCAGUUUGCCAUCCUAACUUUUUCUAAUAUUUCAUAAGGUAAUAGCCCCCUGUAAAUGUGCUUGGAGUGUGAAGGUGUUCUCUUAAGUCUGCAAAACGUUUGACUGCUACAAGUUCCAAUAUCUGUAGCUAGCUGCUUGGAGCAUUAACUCCUUAUUUUUUCUGAAUUAUUCAUUUCUAACAGUACCUCUGGUUAUAUUUACAUGUCUGUAUUCAUAUACAACAUUUGAAACUGUAUACUUAUCAACUGUGGUUGAAUAGAAGACUGUUUUGGGCUGUUUGCCUCAAUAAACCAUAAAAUGAAUUUGUUCCUAUGCAAGUUGUUUACUUCGCAAGCACCACUUAAAUAAAGUAAACCACUGGUGGUGGUUGAGGAGAGUCCCCCUAUCCUAUGUAAAGCGCUUUGAGUGCCUAGAAAAGCGCUAUAUAAAUGUAAGGAAUUAUUAAAGCAUUUCUAUUGCUAUUUCUCAGGGGUUGAGAAAAACCCUAAGUAUCAAAUUUUGGCACAAAACUUGUCCUGCACCGUUUGCGCUACAGAUAUGAAUGAUACCUCUUAUUGUGCAGCUUGUUGAUGAGAGAUGUGCUGUUAGUUUUCUAAAUAAUCAGACUUUCACCUUAUGGAAUAAAAUGGCUGCAAAAAAAAAAAAAAAA
Molecule: messenger RNA, 2635 nt
Organism: Myxocyprinus asiaticus (Chinese sucker)
Lineage: Eukaryota; Metazoa; Chordata; Actinopteri; Cypriniformes; Catostomidae
Product: methylmalonate-semialdehyde dehydrogenase [acylating], mitochondrial
Exons: 13
Coding region: 301-1785 (494 amino acids)
Biological process (GO): L-valine catabolic process; thymine catabolic process
Cellular component (GO): mitochondrion
Molecular function (GO): methylmalonate-semialdehyde dehydrogenase (acylating, NAD+) activity; malonate-semialdehyde dehydrogenase (acetylating, [NAD(P)+]) activity
Source: RefSeq, a predicted model, not a curated record